Molecule: messenger RNA, 399 nt
Organism: Arachis stenosperma
Lineage: Eukaryota; Viridiplantae; Streptophyta; Magnoliopsida; Fabales; Fabaceae
Exons: 1
Coding region: 1-399 (132 amino acids)
Source: RefSeq, a predicted model, not a curated record
AUGGGAUUCGAGAAAGCGGGGGCUGAGAGGAAGUUGCAACUACAAGAACUGGAGUUUCUUCGCCUAGAAGCUUAUGAGAACUCUAGGCUAUACAAAGAGAAGGUAAGGGCUAUGCAUGACAGGAAUAUCAAGUGCCGGGAGUUCAGACCUAGGGAGUUGGUUCUCCUUUACAACUCCAGGUUGAGACUCAUGCUAGGCAAGCUGAGAUCAAAAUGGGAAGGCCCCUACAGAGUGGAGAAGGCUGAGCCAUAUGGCGUUUUCCACCUGAGGCACCCUUCUAGUCUCCACAUCCUCAAAGUUAAUGGUCACCGGUUGAAGCUUUACCAAGGUGAGAAGAUGAAAGACAAUAAGGAGCUGGAGAUCCUUCUCUUCGCGGAUCCACCCACAGGAGUUGACUGA